AUGGCAAUUCUCACGGUCAAUCAACACGCUUCUCUGAUGGCGUCUAGUGUCCUCCAUUCAUUGUGCCCGUUUAUGGAUCAGCAAGGGGUGUUACGAGUGGAUGGCCGCAUUAAAGCGGCAAAAAAAGUAGCAUCUUGUAUGAAGUUCCCGAUAAUUCUUCCAAAUCAGCAUCGCCUUACACUGUUAAUAAUUGACGAAUAUCACCGUCGAUUCCGUCAUGCCAACUUUGAGACAGUAGUAAACGAGAUCCGCCAAAGAUACUACGUGUCACGACUGCGACCUGCAGUUAGAAAAGUAACUAGUGGAUGUCAACGAUGUAAAAUUGACAAGGCAAAGCCCUAUAUUCCGCGUAUGGCUCCUCUUCCACCAGCCCGUCUUGCCGCCUGUAUCCGUCCAUUCUCAUAUGUGGGAUUAGACCUUUUUGGUCCUCUUUUGGUUAAAGUUGGCCGAAGUGAUGUGAAAAGAUGGAUCGCAUUAUUCACGUGCCUUACUAUUCGCGCGGUUCAUGUGGAAGUGGUAUACAGCUUAACUAGCAAGUCUUGUAUCGAAUGUGUCCGCCGUUUCAUUGGCAGACGAGGAAGUCCUCUUGAAAUCUAUUCGGAUAAUGGAACCAACUUUAGAGGUGCAGCACGAUUACUACGAGAACAGACAGAAGCACUAAGGGCCAUAAAUGAGAAUCUUGCUAGUACGUUCACUAGUGCAACGACAAAAUGGUUGUUCAUUCCACCGGCCGCGCCGCAUAUGGGUGGCGCGUGGGAGCGUAUGGUGCGCUCGGUAAAAACGGCAAUGUUUGCGGCAUAUGAGGGUAAUAGAAAGUUGACAGAUGAAGGUUUACUAACCCUGGUGAUCGAAGCAGAAGCCAUCGUAAAUAGCCGUCCAUUGACGUAUCUACCGCUGGAGUCAGCGGAAAGCGAAGCUAUAACUCCUAAUCAUUUUUUUUUUGUUACCGCUACCGAAACAACAAUGACACCAGGCCGCUCAAACCCACCGAAGACACGAGCAAAGAAGAGCAUAUACAAGCUGUGGCAACUAUAG
This is a messenger RNA of Armigeres subalbatus, 1035 nucleotides long. RefSeq lists its product as uncharacterized. Lineage: Eukaryota; Metazoa; Arthropoda; Insecta; Diptera; Culicidae. Gene Ontology annotation, molecular function: nucleic acid binding. The coding region runs from base 1 to 1035 and encodes 344 amino acids. The transcript has a single exon. The record is from RefSeq and is a predicted model, not a curated record. Gene Ontology annotation, biological process: DNA integration.